AAUUAAUAAGAAAAAUUAUAAAGAGCAAAAACUAUACUAUAUAAAAUCCAAUUUAAAAUGAAAAAAGAUUUAUAAUUCUUGCUAAUAUAUAUAUAUACAAUAUAAAAAAUAAUAAUAGAAAAGAAAAAGCAGUGAAAUAGCUAUUCAUCUAUAAUAAAAUAUAUAAUUUGUACUAUAAUUACGUUAUAUCGUAACAUAACUGCACUAGAACUGCAAUAUAGAUAAAUAGAAAAAAAGCAAAAAAAAAAUAAUAAAAUAAAGAGAAAAAAAAAACACAGAGAGAAAAAAAAUAAAAUAAGUAAAACUACAUAUUAUUAAAAAAUUGUACACUGUAAGAAAAACCAAAAAAAAAAAAAAAGAUUUUAAAAUAAAAAUUGUGUAAAAAUUUUUGACAAAAAAAAUAAAACAAGUAAAUAAUAUUUUUAACAAAAAAAAAAAAUAUUGUUUUGCCAAAAAUUAAUUUUUUUUUUUUUGUAAAUAUUAUUCUCCAACUAAUUACAUAAUAAUUCCCAAUGUGCAUCUAACAUUUACUUAAAAAAAUAAAAAAAAAAAAUUUGUAAAAAAGAAAAAUAUUUGUAGCAUUGUUUUCUGAUGUGCAAAACUUCAUACUAUACAUACAAGUAUACUAUUUUAUAUGCUAAGAGCAUACUAUUGUAAAUUAAAUAUUUUUAAUAAUAUUAUAUACUUUGUAAACCAUAAAAUAACUAUUUAUAAAAAAAUUUGAAGGAUUUAUAAAAAUAAGAACAAAAUAUAAUAAAGAACUAGAUCAAUGAGAUUAAUGUAUACGCACGCCAAUCAACAGAAAUUCAUCUUUAUCUAUUUAUAUAAUCGUGAAAUGUACAUCAUCAAUAAUAUUUUAGUAAUGUGCAUAACAUUAUUAUAAAUAUUUAUUAAAUAACGUCAUUCAAAAUAUGCUAUAUCAACUUAAAACUUGUCGAAAUUCAACUAUAAUCUGAUAAAUUUUUAGAUUUAUAAAAUAAUCUAAAAGAAAAGGAAGUUUUCAAACUAAACAUUUGUGCAUCCAUCAUUAAUGUGCACAAACUUUGUAUACGACAACAAAUUUGGCGAAAAAUCAAAAUUUUUCAUUAAUAUUCCGUCCACCAGAGGAAAUAUACGCAUAUAUUUUUAUUUAGUUUCAUUACUUCCUGUAAAUUAGCCCCGUAUAUAUUGAUGGCAAAAGAAGAACAGAAUAAAAAAGAAAUAGUUUUCCAUUAUUCAACUGUGUAAUUCAAAUUUUUAUAUACAUACAUACAUAUAUAAAAAUAACAAGAAAUUUUAAAUACAUAUAAAUUAUACAAUAUACAUAAUAAUAUAGCGGUAACUGUUUUUUGUGUUAAGUUUAUAAAAAAAAAAAUAAAAAAAAUUUGGCUGUGUUUAUUUUUUUCUUUUCUUUGUUUUUAAAGAACUAUGUAUGUAUAACAGUUUCCUAUUUUAAAUUAAAAAAAAAAGAAAUUUCAAAAAAUAAUUAAAAUUUAAAAAAAAAAAACUAAUUAAUUUAAAACUUAAAAUAUUUGCCGCAAGAGUGCUACAAAGUAUACAAAAAUAAAUAAAUGAAAGUGUUUUAAAAAUGGCGCAUUUUAAAUUUAAACUUUUUGAAUUCCGAAAUUUUAUAGUUUUACAAUAUAAAAGAUGAUUUUUUAUUAAAUAAAUAAGUAUAUAAAAAAUAAAAUUAAUGAUAUACUUAGCAACAGACAAAAGAAAAUUCAAAUCUUCUUUUUAUAUUUGUUGCAAAAAUUUAAAUAAAAUAAGAAAAACAAAAAAAAAUUACUAAAAUAAAAUCCAAUUAAAGCACAGAAGAGCAUCUGAAACAAACAAAAAAAAAUAAGUUUUAAAAUUAAAAUCCUUCAGAUUACAACUAAAAACUACAAUAGAAAAGAAAUAAAAAUAACAAAAACAUUAUUUAAAAAAUAAAACAACAUUAAAUAAAAUUAAUAAUAAUGACUGAAUCAACGCAACUACAAACAAAUGAAAAUAAUAAUACAUCAGUGGUUAAAAUGGAAGCACCACCACCACCAGUAUCACCAGCACCAUCUGAACAACAAUAUGCCUUAAAAUGGAAUGAUUUUCAAACAUCAAUAUUAUCAUCAUUUCGUCAUUUAAGGGAUGAAGAAGAUUUUGUUGAUGUAACAUUAGCCUGUGAUCAAAGAUCAUAUAGAGCUCACAAAGUUGUAUUAAGUGCUUGUAGCCCAUAUUUUAGGAAAUUGUUGAAAGCAAAUCCAUGUGAACAUCCGAUUGUUAUAUUGCGUGAUGUUAAAUCCGAAGAUGUUGAAAGUUUAUUAAGAUUCAUGUAUAAUGGUGAAGUUCAUGUUAAUCAAGAACAUUUAAGUGAUUUUCUUAAAACAGCCCAAUUAUUACAAGUACGUGGGUUAGCUGAUGUUAAUGGUUCACCGACAUCUAUGGGUCCGGUUUCAUCAAAUAUACCAGCUGCGAUAACAUCAACUUCAACAACAAAUACAUCAUAUACAAAUUCUAAUAAUAAUAUAAAUAAUAAUACAAACAAUAAUAAUAACAAUAAUAACAGUAAUAGCGGCAAUAAUAAUAAUAAUAACAGUAAUAAUAAUAAUAAUAUAAAUAAUAAUUUAUCAACAUCAUCAUCAUCAACAACAAUAACACCACAACCAAUAACAGCAAAUUCAUUAUUAUUAAAUGCAAGUCUUAAUACACCAUCAUCAUUAAAUAUAACAAAUACAAAUUCAAAUACGAGCACAAGUCAGUCAGCGUCAUCUCCGGCGAUAUCAAUUAAAACACCUUUAGCUUUAUCAAAUAGCGUGAGUACAACUGCAUUAUCAUCGUCUACAACACCAGCGAUACAAGAAUUAAAGGCGUCGCCGGUGAGACGGAUCAAAAAUGCAUGGGAUAUAGAUGAACGACAAAAUCAUUUAACACCACCACCACAGAAACGUAUUAAAAGUGCUGAUUUAUAUAGAGCACAACAUGGUAUAAGUCCAGAACGUUUUCUAGUUAGUAAUGAUUUACCGUUAGGUCAACAUCCAUUGCAUCGAGAAAGAGAUCGAACACGUGAUUCAAGUCGUGAUACAUCAAGAGAUCGUGACAGAAGUUUAGAACUAAGAGAUACACUAUUAGGACAAGCAUUAGAAAAUUCAGCACAACAAUUAGGAGUUAAUCAAAAACAUCCAGACCUCGCAUCAUUACAAGCACAAAGUACUGGUGAAGAUUCAAAUAGUAGCGAUACUGAACCAUCUGAUCGUGGUGAUGGUCAAUUAGAUGGUACAAUCGAUAGUGUUAAUGGUUCAUUAGAUAAUCGAUCUCAUUCGUUCCCAAGUGCAUUUUUAGGUUUACAAAAUAUUCCUGGUUUAUUAGCCGGGCCUUCCGGUAUGCAUAGUGAUAAUUUUGUAUCUCGUCGAUCCCUUGAAAUGCGAGUUCGUGCAACUGAUCCCCGUCCUUGUCCAAAAUGUGGAAAAAUUUAUCGAUCUGCACAUACACUACGUACCCACUUGGAAGAUAAACAUACAGUUUGUCCUGGAUAUCGAUGUGUUCUCUGUGGUACAGUAGCUAAAUCAAGAAACUCAUUGCAUUCUCAUAUGUCACGGCAACAUCGUGGUAUUUCUACGAAAGACCUUCCCGUUUUGCCAAUGCCGUCACCAUUUGAUCCAGACUUAGCAUCGCGUUUAUUAGCAAAAGCGGGUGUUAAAAUAUCAGCUGCUGAAUUACGAGCUAGAGCUUCACCCACAAGUGGUACACGACGCGGUGAUUCAAAAUUAGAUUUACGUGGCAUUGGUGAUGAAGACGAUGAUGAUGAUCCUGAAGAUUUAACAACCGAUUUCUUUUCAGGUUACGGUCAUCCAAAUACUACAAUUACUAGAAUUCGGCAUGAUGCUAUGACACCAAAAAGUAUGGAUUCAUUGUCAAAAGAUAUGCAUGGUACACCUUUACCACCAACGAGUGCAGCAACUGGUCAAUCACUUCUAGAUUACUUACAGUUUAUAACUGAAAAUACCUUUGGUAUGGGAAUGUCACAAGAACAUGCUGCAGCUGCUUUACAUGCAGCUAAAAUGGCACAAUUAAACGCAAUGGGCCAUGGUCUUGAUAAAUUACCACCGGGAUUAUUACCACCACAUUUAGAUUUAGCAAAAUUAACUCAACAAAAUAAUAAUGAUCUCUCAGCUCGUUUAGCACAAAUUGGAAAUGGUAGUUUAGGUGGAGGUUUAACAAUUGAACCAACAAGUCGUCGUUCUGAACACAACAGUGGCAAUGGAAAUAAUAAUGAUGAUCAACAAUCUUCAUCGCCACAUCGUCAAACUCAUGAAAUGAAUGGACCUGAUAUUGAUAGACGUGAUCCAUCUGAACCAAUGGAUUUAGGUUUAGAUAAUAUUAAUCAAUCGGGCAGUGGUGCUGGUAUUAAUUCAGAUAACUUAGGAUCUGAUGCAGAAGAUAAUUAUUCUGAAGAUGAAGGUGUUCACAAUACGUGAGUUUUAUAUGAUCACGUACUUAAUAAGAACUCCAAAUAAGUUACUUAAAUUUUAAUAAAAAAAAAUUUAUUUGAUAAGCACAAAAAUAUUAAAUAUAAAACAUACUUAAUGUAUAAAUUACUUAAGCAAAUAAAUUAAAUUUUUUUUUAAAUUCUAAGUAGAUGAUAAAAAAAUCACAAUUUAAAUUAAAUUAAAGUUUAAUAAAAACAAAUCAGAACAUUAACCGUAAAAUUGUAUUUAUCUAAAUAUUUCCGCGCAAUUUAAAAAUAAUUAAUAUACAGCUACUAUAUAUACAUAUAGUUAUACUAUUAUUAAUUAUUAAUAAUAUUUGAUAUUAUUUACAUUAAUAAUAAUAAUAUUAUUUAUAGUAAUAAUUAUUAUUAUUUACAUUGUGUUUAUUUCCUAUCAUUAACAAUAUUAUUAUAAUUUUUUCUUUUUAUUUUUAUUAUUAAAAAUAAUAAUUAUCAUUAUUUUUAUUAUUGAUAGUUUUAUAAAUAUUAUUGUUUUAUUUAAUCUGUAAUUAAAAUUAUCCCAUGUGUAAACAAGAAGCCUUAAUUUGUAUACUAGUUUAAAGAUAUAAAGUAAAACUAUGAAUUUUUAUGAAAUACAACAACUAAUUUAAGCGAGAAACU
This is a messenger RNA of Condylostylus longicornis, 5062 nucleotides long. It is a transcript of the gene ab, whose product is annotated as protein abrupt. Bases 1938 to 4430 code for a protein of 830 amino acids. The transcript is spliced from 12 exons. Lineage: Eukaryota; Metazoa; Arthropoda; Insecta; Diptera; Dolichopodidae. Gene Ontology annotation, cellular component: nucleus. The record is from RefSeq and is a predicted model, not a curated record. Gene Ontology annotation, biological process: regulation of transcription by RNA polymerase II. Gene Ontology annotation, molecular function: protein binding.